Messenger RNA from Triticum turgidum subsp. durum (durum wheat), 1251 nucleotides. NCBI's taxonomy places the organism in Eukaryota, Viridiplantae, Streptophyta, Magnoliopsida, Poales, Poaceae. The record is from the annotation of a GenBank genome assembly.
AUGGAAGGAGAGACGCCGCCGCCGCCGGAGCUGGACGGAACGGAGGGUGAGGCGCAGCCGCCGCCGGCGUGUGUCUCCAAGGUGCUCGACGACGAGAACCUCCUGACGGAGAUCAUCGUCCGCGUCGGCUGCCCCACCAGCCUCGUCCGCGCCGCCGGAGUCUGCAGGCUCUGGCUCAGCCACGCCUCCGACCGCGCCUUCCUCCGCCGUUUCCGCGAGCUCCACCCGCCCAGGCUCCUCGGCUUCUACCUCGAGCAAAGGGAGUAUCCGGACGCCGCCGCACGAUUCUUCCCGAUGCUGCCUCAGCCUCCGGGGCUCGAUGCCGUCGUCCGCCGCGCAAGCUUCAGCCUGGACGCCUACGAGGGCGCACAGACCGACAUGGCGGGCUGCUGGAACGGCAGCGUCCUCACCAGUUUGCACGUGUAUAACUUCAACCACCGCCGAUCCGAAAUUACAUUUGUGGUGCACAUCCCAGCAUUACACCACAAAUCCGGGGAAGGCAAUUUCUGCACUUUUAUUCAGCUCUUUUCCAAAGAAGAAGGCGCCGGCGUGUCCUACUUUUAUGUCAGGGUGGAGUGCGACAGGCUUCAAACAUAUUCUACGGUGCAAGUAUAUGUGUUGCAAAAUGGUGAUCAUGUCUGGCGCACCCAUCUUACCUUGGCCUCAGCAGACGUCCUCCUAUAUCCACGAUCCAGCCCCAAAGGCGUGCUCGUUGGCAACAAAAUCUAUGUGCCGUGCGACCCAGAUGAAAUUGUUGUCCUGGACUUGACAACCUCGAUCUUAUUGACAAUUCAGCUUCCACAAGGGGUGGGUUUUGGCUUAGCAGGCAACACCAUGCUGUCACGGGCUGAUGAUUCUUCUGGUGUAUAUCUCAUCCAUGUCAAAGAGUUUCAACUUCACAUAUGGCUCCUCAAUGGCGACAGCUGGUUGUUGGUGGACACCAUUUGUUUGCGUGAAAUGUGUGCUAAUUUUCUUGAGGAUGAGCCUACUGCUGAUAUCCGGAUAAACCAUGUGGGGGACUACAAUGAGUUUGUAUUCUUGGAGAUGUGUCGAUGUGUACUCUACUUGGAUAUCAAGUGCAGGACGCUGCGUAAAGUGUAUGAGAUGACAUCGGAGGAGCAACAUUUGGGUGAUAUCUAUCCUUUUAUGAUGAGCUGGCCUCCCAUUUUCCCCGCGCUUGUGGAUAGCCCUGCAAGGUUUGUCUUCUGCCCUUUUGGUGAUUUCUAUAGUGUCCUUGUAGAGGUUACAUAG